This is a messenger RNA of Hipposideros armiger (great roundleaf bat), 2093 nucleotides long. RefSeq names its product synaptoporin (gene SYNPR). The record is from RefSeq and is a predicted model, not a curated record. NCBI's taxonomy places the organism in Eukaryota, Metazoa, Chordata, Mammalia, Chiroptera, Hipposideridae. The transcript has 3 exons. Gene Ontology annotation, cellular component: synaptic vesicle; synaptic vesicle membrane. The annotation marks the transcript as partial.
GUUGCACCAGGUGACCUUUGAGGUGCCUACCUGUGAGGGAAAGGAGCGGGAGAAGCUGGCACUGAUUGGCGACUCCUCAUCUUCAGCGGAGUUCUUCGUCACCGUGGCCGUCUUUGCCUUCCUCUACUCCUUGGCUGCCACUGUCGUUUACAUCUUCUUCCAGAACAAGUAUCGGGAGAACAACAGGGGUCCACUCAUUGACUUCAUCGUCACCGUAGUCUUUUCGUUCUUGUGGUUGGUGGGUUCAUCCGCUUGGGCAAAAGGACUGUCUGAUGUCAAGGUCGCAACGGAUCCCAAAGAAGUAUUGUUACUGAUAACAGCUUGCAAACAGUCAUCCAACAAAUGUAUGGCUGUCCACAGCCCUCUAAUGUCCAGCUUAAACACUUCUGUGGUCUUUGGAUUCUUGAACUUUAUUCUCUGGGCUGGAAACAUCUGGUUUGUUUUCAAGGAGACCGGCUGGCAUUCCUCUGGGCAGAGAUAUCUUUCAGACCCAAUGGAGAAGCACUCGGGCAGCUAUAACCAUGGCGGGUACAACCAAGACAGCUAUGGGUCUGGAGGUGGGUACAGCCAGCAGGCAAAUUUGGGGCCUUCCUCCGAUGAGUUUGGCCAACAGCCCACUGGCCCUGCCUCCUUCACCAACCAGAUUUAAAAGGGUAGUACUUGCGUUUUUCUGGAGAUAGCCUCACCAUCUUCCAUUUCAGUGGCAGGAGAAUUUUUUAAGAGUUUCAAUCACUUAUUAAUGCAGAGAGUGUUGAAUGUCAAUCAGAGAUCUGUAAUCCUCAUUAAGGCAGAAAGGCCUGUGUCAUGAUAAAUGGUACUGAAAGAUGAGAUGACAUGAGGAGAUAUGUUAUUCACCUUAGAUGGCUAAUUGGAGAGUACCUUGUUAUAUACACAGUCUUUCAUGGUUGUUUUAUAUGUGUGUUGAAAUAGUAGAAACAUUUUAUAGCUUAAAGUCUCUAGUAUGUAAUAUGCAUAAAGUAAAUUAAAUAGCACUGAGUUUUCCUAUGUGUUUUGAUGCAAAAGACAUUUUAAUGAUUUCUAUAAAAUAAUUUGGUGUAUCACAAUGUGCAUGUACUAUUGCUUUUUAGUUGUAGGCCCUAAUAAGAUUGUGAGUCUCUAAAUAUUUGUUUCAGACAGUUACUGUAGUUUUUUUUACUUGAUGAAUCAAUGCUCAUAUGAUUUAGUGCAUGAAUAGGCAUUUUCUCAUAAAACGAACAUUUCAAUGGUAUUUAUGAAAAUUUUCCAGUUUGCACCAUGAAUUUGUUAAAUGGACGUUUAAAGAAAUAUAUUCACUACUUUGUAUACUUGACAAUUUGUCUCUCUGGCUUUACCCAAUUAUGAAUGCAUCAUAACUAAGGUUUGGGGUUCUUUAUUCCCUAUUAGUAGAUAUUUAGUGUUAAGAUAUGGUAAUUGCCCAAUAUUGAUUCUAUUGAGUUAGCUAAAUAUUUACAUUCUUAUAACUUUCUAUGGUAUUUUGUGACUCUUAUCCUAUGGACUGAGAACAGUAGGCUCAAUAACUGUGUUUAUGAAGUGCUGUUUUCUUAGAGUAAUAGAGAUGCAGAUAUCAUGCACCAGAGUAAAGCUAUUGUGUUGACAUUAAUUUAUAAAGGAUAUUCUGUAGAACCUGCACUACCACCUAAACUUUUAAAUCCUUUUUAUUUGUAAAGUUAAUAUGUUCUUCAAUCCAGUUAUUAAAAAUUCUCAAGUCUCAGCUCAACUUAUUAAUUACUCAUUCUGAUUUGAAAGUUACCCAUAAAUUAAAAAUUACUUCCAUGAGCCACUCCAUAUCCCAAAGAGAGUUCACAUGAAACAACCCCCAGAAUGUAUGCAUUAUCAAGAAAACGCCAUUCUUUGCCUCUUUGUUUUAACUCAAUUGAAACACCAGGGCCUGACAGUGAGGGUAAGCUGAGCAUCUGUAUUUCUAGAUAAAAGUUACUAUCAAUGUAUAAACUCAUUGUGUGAUCUGUGAUGUGGGAAACCUUUUAGCACAAUACAGCCUGUGUCUUAGAUGAUAUCUGUAAUGAGUUUCUGGAUCCUGAUGGAUAAAUCUGUAUUGUGAUAUCUAUUUGACCUUAAUAAAGUUAUUGCAUACA